AUGACCACUCUCACGACCUCGCUCGCGCUCGCGUUUCACCGACAGACCGGCAGGGCCAUCCUCCGCGGCGCACGCCCCGUCCCCCCAGCUCCCCGGGCCCUGGCCUCGCGCCCCCCCACCCGGUUCCUCUCCCGAUCCCGUCGACGCUGCUUCCCCGACGAUCCCAACCAGCGCGUCCGAGUCGCCCGCCCUCUGGUCUCCCACGCCGCCGCCGGCAGAUUCACCUCGGCGGGCCGCUCGCGCAGCUCGCGAACCCUGGUCGUCAUCACCGUCGUCGCCGCCGUGGCCUUUUACCUGUCCAACUCGCAGACGGUGCCCGUCACGGGCCGCCGCAGGUUCAACUUCCUGUCGGACAGGCUCGUCGAGUGGCAGUUCUCCAGGACCGCCGAAUACGUGAUCCGCGCGGUCGAAGAGGCGGGCGGGCAUUUCCUGCCCGACUGGGACCCCAGGACGGCGGUUGUCAAGAGGGUCAUGAAGAAGCUGAUUCGCGUGAGCGGCUUGCCAGAGCUGGACUGGGAGAUUCGCGUCAUUGCAGACGAUACAAACGCAAACGCCUUUGUCCUCCCCGGCGGCAAAGUCUUUGUCUACAGCGGCCUCCUCCGCGUGUGCCGCAACGAAGACGCCCUGGCCGCCGUGCUGGGGCACGAGGUCGCGCACAACACGGCGUCGCACGUGGCGGAGCGCCUUUCGGCCGCGUGGGUGGUGGACCUCACGGCGGGGAGCCUCUUCUUCCUCGCGGGCGCGCUGCCCGGCCUGGCCUUUUUCUUGCUCUGGACCUGCGUCGGCGGCUUCUACAUCCAGGACCUGCUGUACUACCUGCCCAUGGGGCGCAAGCAGGAAAGCGAGGCCGACUACAUCGGGCUGAUGAUGAUGGCCGAGGCGUGCUACGACCCGCGGCAGGCCGUCGGGUUCUGGCAGCGCAUGGAAGACAUCCAGCAGCGGGGAGGGCCACAAGUGCCCGAGAUGCUGAGCUCGCAUCCGUCGAAUGAGAGCCGCAUCGCCAAGAUCCAGGAGUGGGUGCCGCUCGCCAUGGAGAAGAGGGCCAGCAGCGACUGCAGGGGCACGGCCGUCUUUGCGGACCGAUUCCGCUCCGCGCUGCGGCGCAGGGUUCCCAUGCACGAGGUCGAGGUGUGA
Molecule: messenger RNA, 1134 nt
Organism: Ustilaginoidea virens
Lineage: Eukaryota; Fungi; Ascomycota; Sordariomycetes; Hypocreales; Clavicipitaceae
Exons: 3
Coding region: 1-1134 (377 amino acids)
Biological process (GO): protein quality control for misfolded or incompletely synthesized proteins; mitochondrial protein processing
Cellular component (GO): mitochondrial inner membrane
Molecular function (GO): metalloendopeptidase activity
Source: RefSeq, a predicted model, not a curated record